Diabrotica virgifera virgifera (western corn rootworm) is the source of this 804-nucleotide messenger RNA. Its product is annotated as membrane-associated tyrosine- and threonine-specific cdc2-inhibitory kinase-like. Gene Ontology annotation, biological process: protein phosphorylation. The transcript is spliced from 4 exons. Gene Ontology annotation, molecular function: protein kinase activity; ATP binding. Bases 1 to 804 code for a protein of 267 amino acids. The record is from RefSeq and is a predicted model, not a curated record. Lineage: Eukaryota; Metazoa; Arthropoda; Insecta; Coleoptera; Chrysomelidae.
AUGACACUGAUAAUAGGAGUCCGGCUGGAUUCGUACUAUGAUCCACUUCGGAGCGAGUCCUAUAUGAACCAAAUUUUCACGUCAAUUGAACCUCUAGGUGAAGGGGCAUUUGGUGUGGUAUCUAAAGUAGAGCAUAGAUACACUAACAAAAGAUAUGCAGUUAAGAAAUUGAGGAACGAGAAUAAUGAAUUAACUGACGAAGAAAAAUAUUCUGAGAUAAGCUAUUACGAACGAAUUGGAGAUCAUCCCAAUGUUGUCCAAUAUAUCAUGGCGUGGGAACAGUGGGAUGAUCUCAAAGAGUGGGAUGAGGUUUAUCUGCUACUAGAGUUAUGCCAAAUGUCCCUCGGAUCAUUCGUGUUGAGUGGUUGCAAGUUGCCCGAAAGAUUUUUCUGGGAUUGUUUAUAUGACAUGUGCCAGGCUAUAGUUCAUUUGAACUCAAAACAAGUUCUUCAUAGAGAUAUAAGCUCUGGCAAUAUACUGUUACAGGGCACUUGUUUUAAACUAGGGGAUUUCGACCUCAUGUCGGACCUAACACUAAAGACUCAGAGAACAAGACGUCGUCGUCGGCUUCGUCUUCACAGAUACGACAUUCUUUGCCUUGGUGAUGUUAUGGCAAAAAUAGUGCUCAACGCAACAACUGCUAAUCCCCUUCUAGAAAUGUGUGACGCAUUGACCAACACAAUCGAAUGGAUGAGGUUACCGGAACCUGCUGACAGGCCUUCACCACAAGACAUUCUGGAUUUGCCAGAACUAAGAGAAGCUGAGAUAAGACUGACGUGUAGACUGCCAUACUGCAGUGAGUAG